This is a messenger RNA of Mycetomoellerius zeteki, 1585 nucleotides long. Its product is annotated as WW domain-binding protein 4. Gene Ontology annotation, cellular component: nucleus; precatalytic spliceosome. The transcript has 7 exons. Gene Ontology annotation, biological process: mRNA splicing, via spliceosome. Gene Ontology annotation, molecular function: protein binding; zinc ion binding; RNA binding. The record is from RefSeq and is a predicted model, not a curated record. The coding region runs from base 355 to 1539 and encodes 394 amino acids. Lineage: Eukaryota; Metazoa; Arthropoda; Insecta; Hymenoptera; Formicidae.
UCGGUAGAUGGUGCCAACCUACCGAACGCGAUCAAGCGCUGGAUCAGCUGAGAUCAGCUGAUUGAGCUGAUAUUUUAUGUUGUGAUUGAGAUUUUUUACGUGGCUGUAUGUAAUUUAUUAGGUGUUAUUUCGUCGCAAUUUGCAUCGAUUCGUGAUUGGUCGUGUACGUGAAACUGUGCGCGUCUUUUACGUUUUCGAGUGCAGUGAUAAGAGUGGACGAGACGCGACAGUCUUGCAGAUUUGCGAGCGUCUUGUACAUCUUUCAUCUUCUGGACGCAACGAAGAUCAAUAGAGUAUUGAAUCGACUUUCCAACAUCUGAAAUAUCAGUGAGAUAUUGUCGGCGAGGAACAAAAAUGGCGGAUUAUUGGAAGUCCCAAGGACGCAAGUUCUGCGACUUCUGCAAGUGUUGGAUCGCCGAUAAUAAACCGAGUAUCGACUUCCAUGAGGGCGGCAAGAAGCACAAGGAAAAUGUCAGCAAGCGGCUCAAGGAGAUCCACAAGAAUAGCACCAAACAGGCAAAACAAAAUAAAAAAUUCGAGGAUGACCUCAAGAAAAUGGAAAAUGCGGCUAUGGCUGCGUACUUGAAGGAUGUUGAGAAUAACACGCGAGAUAUGACUGCUCAGAGAAUCAUUAAAGAGAAACUGGACAGGAUAGAAACAAAAGAAACGCCUCAAAAUUGCAACCGUAUACCGUCAGCCGCUCCAGAAACGGUACCAAGAUUCAAAAGCAAUAGUGAACAGUUCUUGCCAAAAGUGGAUCCUUGUGACCCGGCAACUUUAUCAAAGGGCGCACUGUCGUUUCCACGGGUCCAGCAACACAGUGGCGAGAACAGGACUCCGGGGAAGAGUAAAUCGGGCAAGACGAAGGGAAAGGGGAAGAAGACCCAAGAGGAUGAUCGUCCGACCGCACCCGUCAGAAAACUGUGGUAUGAGGCUCGCAGUCCCGAAGGAUACACUUACUAUUGGCAUAUUGAAACGAACGAAUCGGUUUGGGAGCCUCCGGAAGAGGGCUACAUGACUUUCACGGAGCAAGAAGAAGAGGCCAAGGAAGAGGUGAUCCAGAGAGAGCUCAUGGAACAAUUGGAUAGAGAGGAAGCGGGCAAGAAGGCAGAUAUUCUCGAGGAACAUCGAGCCAACAUUGAGAGAGAGAAGAUGAAAGAGUUCAGGAAACAACCAGUUGAAAACGAUGACGUUCAAGAUGCUGAGGAAAGCGUGGAAAUAAAGGAGAAGGCAGUCGAAGAAGAACGACCUUACUGGCGAGACUACAGUGUACCUGAGAGACCGCAACCUUACGGAUCCUGGCAAGUCGUGGAGACAACCAAGAAGAAACCAGUGGAUCUUCAAUUGCCAAAACAGCAGAAACAAAUACAGCUGCCCACAUUUACGAAGAUAGAGCCACCGCCACUACAAAGAACUUUUAAAGAAAAAACUGUUGUACAAAUUAAUACAGGUGACAGUGACGAUGAAAAAAUAGCCACUGCUUUUAAGAAAAGAAAAAUCGGUAACAAGAAUGUGCGCAAAAGAACGACUGAUGAAUGAUAUUUUUUUGUGGAAAAUGAUAUGAUCUUCUGUCCUUUAGUUUACG